Messenger RNA from Asterias rubens (European starfish), 1244 nucleotides. Its product is annotated as carbohydrate sulfotransferase 14-like. The transcript is spliced from 3 exons. Gene Ontology annotation, molecular function: sulfotransferase activity. The record is from RefSeq and is a predicted model, not a curated record. The coding region runs from base 203 to 994 and encodes 263 amino acids. Gene Ontology annotation, biological process: carbohydrate biosynthetic process. NCBI's taxonomy places the organism in Eukaryota, Metazoa, Echinodermata, Asteroidea, Forcipulatida, Asteriidae. Gene Ontology annotation, cellular component: membrane.
ACUCUUGACUACUGCAUUGUGUCUGGUUGAUCGAAACCAACACGAUUCAAAUCAAGUCAAGCCACCGUUUAUCAGCCAAUCACUUCGUUAUCCUAAUCAUCGAGUUGAACAGCAACAGGAAUCAAAGUCAGCUACUAACAUCACCACUGAGUUACUAGAUGAAGCAACUUCGACACCAACUGCUUUGGAACUUGAACAUAUCAUGAAAAGGGAACAAGAACGUCGAAAGCAGACGCUGGCUGCAGCAUGUCAGGAUCUUAAAUCGGAACCAACUAGCGACUACAGACAUUUACUCGUCAACAACAAACAUCAAAUCCUCUUUAAUUUCAUCCCCAAGGUGUCUUGCUCGACGUGGAAGACAAUCUGGCGUAGACUGAACAGCAAGAAUGGAGAGUUAAAAAUGUUACUACCACAUUACAGAAAAGACGACGCCCGGUUGAUGAACUAUCGUAAAGUGUUGUUUGUACGAGAACCAAUGAGCAGAUUACUUUCAGCGUAUUUGAGUAAAUUUCAUUCUUGGACUGGUACUCAACGAAUCUGGGAGAGUCGCUAUGGGAGAGCCAUUGUGAAGCGUUACAGAGGCGUUGAAAACCCGAAGCUCGGAGGGGGGGGGGGGAAAUGGUUGAAUAUUACAUUCAUUGAAUUUAUCAAACACAUCACUGAUCUGGGUAGUGGUAUCAGAAUAAAUGAGUUAAAUGACCACUGGCUGCCACAGUAUAAACUAUCACGGCCUUGUCAUGUCAAAUACGAUUUCAUCGGCCAUUUUGAAAAUAUUGCAGUUGAAGGUCCGUUCGUACUAAGAUGGCUAGGUAUCAACCACUUCGUUCGCUUCCCAAAAUACCAUAGUUCAAACGCAAAAGAACAUUUUGGGGAAUAUUACGAAUCGAUAUCGCCUGAUUUAAUGCGGAAACUGAUGGAUUAUUACCGUGAGGAUUAUAAACUAUUUGGAUAUUCCCCCGAUGACGUCAUGAGUUUGGUUCAACGGGGUGUUUAAGGAACACAACACUAAUCCAAUGAAUCUUGAAACGUGAAACUGCGUCUUAUGGCUGUACAAACUUUUUGUUAGCACUAGACUUGGUUCCAAGUCUCUGAUCGUGGUUUUUAGUCUACCCGAUAGCCAAUACAUUAUUGCCUGAAAUAGCGCCCUCUUGUAGAUUAACCUGCAAGAUAGCUAAUAUGUGACCAUCCACCACCAAUGGGCUGUAAAGUUGACACUUUUACUGUUAUGGGCUCAAUGCAUUUUU